AUGACAGUGGUGUUGUCAAAGAAGGCAAAGAGGACAGCUCCAUCCUGGUGUUCCCCAUCUCCACCCCCUGUUCCUGGGCCCUCAAGGCCAUCUCACCCCCAGUACACCCACCCACACUCCAGGACAUCUAAUGGUCAGUGCCCGGACCCCAUAGCACCUCCAACAGGCAAGGGAAAGGGAAAGGCAAGGGUGGUGAUAGAGAUUACCAGGGGUGUAGAGGAUCUGCAGAGGAAGAGUAUGGAGGAGGGGUACAAGCAGUGCAGGCUGGACAAGUCCAUCUGCACCAUCAGCAGGAGCAAGCAGAUGAAGAAAUGGAGGACCUCCUAUGACGGGUGCAGCCAGGAGAUGUACAAGUGUGUGUGGGACAACGACGCAAGCUUGGGGAGUAAGUCCCGGAAUCCAAAAGCACCAGGGGCUCUGGUUACUGCUCCUGACCAUCCCGUUAAGACUAGGCCGCCCCGGGGAGCACAUAAGCUGGUUUACCAGCCCCAUAGAAUGACUUGGACCCAAUUCACAAUCAGGGUCCCCCCAGCUGCACAAGCAGUGAUCCCGGCUCCUGCUCACCGCACUCCCCCACCAGCUACUCGCCCUCUUCCCCCUCCACAGAUGCAAUUCAUGUCCCAGGAGUCAAGGAGGCCUCUCCAGAUGUCCCAUAGAGAAUCCAGGGAGAUGGAUGCCAAUGCAAUCCAUUCAGGCCCUGAUCUUUCUGUCCCACCCCCAUUUCUCCUCCUGGCUCUCCCAGUCCAUCUAUGCAGGAAAAAACACCUUUGGACGUUCCCAGCACCCCUUGUCCUUCCCCCGUGCCUCCUCCUUACUGGCCUUUUGAGGUCCAACAGCCGCCAAGGCCCCAUAUACCCCUGGGAGGACCUCAUAAACUUCAGCUUUAUGUCCCCAACACAGCAGUGGAGUCCCCCUCCUUCCUUGGAAGAAAGGGUAGCAAGGAUAAAGCAAAGGCAGGGGAUCAUUAGGGAUCCCUAUGAGAGUAUUAGCAAGCUGGAGGAUGAGGUAGCAAGAUUGAAAGCAAAGGAGAGGGACUACAAUUAG
Molecule: messenger RNA, 1044 nt
Organism: Serpula lacrymans var. lacrymans S7.9
Lineage: Eukaryota; Fungi; Basidiomycota; Agaricomycetes; Boletales; Serpulaceae
Exons: 3
Coding region: 1-1044 (347 amino acids)
Source: RefSeq, a predicted model, not a curated record